Paramuricea clavata is the source of this 661-nucleotide messenger RNA. NCBI's taxonomy places the organism in Eukaryota, Metazoa, Cnidaria, Anthozoa, Malacalcyonacea, Plexauridae. The record is from the annotation of a GenBank genome assembly.
AUGCCUUGUCAAAGCGACUUGCACUUUGGAAGGACGGUGAAAUCAGUAAGCUAAUACGUGAAGAACGAAUCAUACAAAGUUGUAUUGGAAAAUUUAAAGGAUCAAACCACCCCGAUAAAGCUAAAGUCUUUGCUAAGCUUGUGCUAGAAGGUCAAUCAACUCAGCCCUUCGCUUCCUGAGUGAAACCUCAAAUGGCGGCGUGUUAACUUUAACUGACGAUGUAAUGACGCAAUUAAAAUAGAAGCAUCCUGAGCCACAACCAGCAAAGCUCGGAUCGGUAUUAUUUGGCGAGAUACCCGAAUCUAUUUACUCUAUACCCGAAUCUAUUUACUCUAAUGACGAGAUACCCGAAUCUAUUUACUCACAGAUCAAUGGUGAGAUGGUUAGACAAGCCGCUUUGAGAACAAAAGGAUCCGGAGGCCCGUCUGGUGUCGAUGCUAACGGCUUUAGAAGAAUGUUGGCAUGUAAGUCCUUUAAGCAAUCAUCUACAAGACUGUGCGAAGCUAUAGCCAGAAUGACCAAGACUUUGUGCACACAAUAUAUCGAUCCUACCACUAUUGAAGCAUUGAUUGCUAGUCGUUUAAUUCCCCUAGACAAAGGCGAAGGUGCGGUAAGACCUAUCGGAGUAGGAGAGGUAAUAAGGAGGAUAAGUGCAAAAUGA